AUGUCUUCCUCUUUUUGCUGCAGUGUCUACGAGCCGGAUAGAAACGUGCUGCGAAGGAAAGAAUGGGAAAGGAGAAAUCAGGAGGCCCAGCAGGAGGAUGGCGCGUUUAACACGAGUUACUCCCUCUUCAGUGAACCGUACAAGACUAACAAGGGGGACGAGCUCUCGAAUCGCAUCCAGAAUACGUUAGGCAACUAUGAUGAAAUGAAAGACUUGUUAACUGACCGAUCAAACCAGAGCCACCUUGUUGGGGUUCCAAAACCUGGGGUUCCUCAGACGUCUCUCCCCAAGCCCGAUGAACAUCUUAUUGCAGACUCAAGACCACCGCCUCCUCCUCCCAUUUCCAGCACUACUUCUUCCACACCAGCAGCCCUACCUGCCCAGCAGAGCAAAAGCACCACAAUGGGUUGGCAGAAGGCUGGGCGCAAUGCCGCUUCGGAUGGCCAGCAGAGAGUGAGCAAGCAUGGCUCACUGAGGGCCACGCUAGGAGACAACGUCACCAGAGUGCAGCAGCCGGCAAAGCUCAAUUGUGGCUCAGAAGGAGGAGCUCAAGCGCAAGAGAGGCCAGCAAAGCAUGGUGGCGGGCAUUGUGUCCAAAACUUCCCACCCUCUCUUGCUUCAAAGCCCAGUCUGGUNCAGCAGAAAACAACAGCUUAUGUAAGGCCAAUGGAUGGUCAAGACCAGGCUCCUGAUGAGUCUCCAAAGCUGAAGUUACCAGCAGAGACGACCAAGUCAUAUAGGGGAGUGCCUUCAAACAAGCCUGAUUCGUCCAGGACCAAGUCAAAGAUAGCCAAGUUUAGCAUUCCUAAGCAAGAAGAGGAUUCCAGAGCUGGACGCAAUAACAGCUGCAUUGAAGAAAUAUUGCGGGAGAUGACCCAUUCAUGGCCUCCGCCACUGUCAGCUAUUCACACACCAGGAAAGGCAGAACAAAGCAAGUUUCCCUUCCCAAACAAGGAGCCACAACAGGGAUCUACAGGACACAGCAAUACAAGCAAAAGUGAUGUAGAGCCAAAGGGUCCAGAGAAAAGCGCAACCCAUACAUCGAUGCUAGAAGAUGACCUCAAGUUAAGCAGCGACGAAGAAGAGACUGACCAGCAGGCAGCACAGAGAUCUGCUCUCCGCGUUCUAUCUGACAGCCUGGUGGUGCCGCAGUCCAACGCCCGAGCCUCGGGACUCUCCAGCAAGGGGUCAAGCAGCAGCAGCUCCAGUGAAUCCGAGACCAGCUCAGAGUCUGACUCAGAGAGCGAAAGCAGCUCCAGCGAGAGUGACGGCAGCAAGCCCUCGCAUUACUCCAGCCCAGAGCCUGAGCCACCCUCGUCCAACAAGUGGCAGCUGGACAAGUGGCUGAAUAAAGUCACCCCGCACAAAGCACCCAUCCUGACCCACCAUGACGGCCCGGCGCUGGAGGCCCAUCCCUACUACGGCCGCGUGAAGGCAGACCGGCAGGAAAGCGAGAAGACCCCGGCCGCCGGCCCAGCCGAGCACCGCAGUGGGGAGGGCCGCGCCACCACCACCGCUGCCACAGCCAUUGGGGACGGACCACGGCCCAGGACUGCAAACAAAGCGCCGGGCAGCAAGGGCAGCCGGCAAAAGUCACCUCCCGCUGCUGACGGCGGGCCUCCGAGGCGGGCAGCAGGGAAGAAGGCACCGCGGCGGGCCGAGAGGACCUCUGCCGGGGACGGCCCCCACUGCCCCGAAGCCCCGGGGGGCGGGGCCCGGGGGCCCCGCCCGGGCGGCAGCAGCAGCGGCAGUGGCUGCAGAGCAGGGCACCGCCGGGAGCCCCGCUCAGCUGCAGCCGGUGAGAAGCGUCGGGCCCGGGGGCCGAGCAAAACGGCACCCAAAUCCAAGGAGUUCAUUGAGACCGAGUCUUCGUCUUCGUCAUCCUCCUCCGACUCGGGCUCUGAGUCGGAGCGGGAGGAGCGCCCACUGCCCAAGGUGCCGGCCGCGGCCGGGGCCGGGGCCGAGCCGCGCGCCAAGGACACGGGGACCGGUGCUGCCAGCAAACCCCACGGCGGCUGCAGUGCCUUUGGCUCCAUUAAUGCCAGGACUAGUAGUGAAAUAGCAAAGGAGCUGGAGGAACAGUUUUACACCCUGGUUCCUUUCGGUAGGAAUGAGCUCCUGUCUCCUCUGAAAGACAGUGAUGAGGUAAAGUCACUGUGGGUCAACAUUGACUUGGCUCUUUUGUCCAGGAUUCCAGAGCGUUUGCCCGAAGAGCCGCUGGCCAUGAGCGCCGGAGCAAACCAGGCGGCCAGCCUCCCGCAGGGUAGUAGUGCUGACCCCCCCGCAGAGAAGGGUUUACCGAAAUCUAGAAGGAAACGCAAGUGUGAGAAUGAGGAAGAGUGCAGAGACAUCAAGAAGACUCAUUUAGAGAGAGAGGGUUCUUCACGAUUAGCUGCCUCUGCCCACAGCAUCACAACAGCAAAUCACUGCAAUAUGAAUGAAAAUAGCUUGGCAAUACCAAUAAAUAAAAAUGAGAAAAUGCUUCGGUCACCCGUCUCUCCCCUCUCUGAUGCAUCAAAACACAAAUACUCCAACGAUGAUUUAACUUCCUCCAGCAGACCUAAUGGCAGCAGUCUAUUACCUUCCAUCUCCUCCAGCAAAAAACAUAAGGGUGAAAUCCAGUCACAGCCACAUCCCGGAGACUUCAAUAAAGCAAUUCACAUCAAUUCAGAAAAUGUUCUUCUCUGCAAUAAGCCCCAGUCCCAAACAGAGCCUUGGUCACCUCUGUCCAGCACACCCAGGGACUGCAGAAGGACAAAGCUUAUCUUCGAUGAUAUGCCACGCAAUGCAGAUUACUUUAUGCAGGAAGCUAAACGGAAGAAGCAUAAAGCAGAUGCAAUGGUGGAAAAGUUUGGAAAGGCACUGAAUUAUGCAGAAGCAGCACUAUCGUUUAUUGAGUGUGGAAAUGCAAUGGAACAAGGCCCAAUGGAAUCUAAAUCCCCUUAUACAAUGUAUUCAGAAACAGUUGAACUCAUCAGGUAUGCAGUGAGACUAAAAACCCACUCAGGCCCCAACGCCACGCCAGAAGACAAACAGCUGGCAGCAUUAUGUUACCGCUGCCUGGCCCUUCUGUACUGGAGGAUGUUUCGACUCAAGAGAGACCACGCGGUCAAGUAUUCGAAAGCGCUUGUGGAGUAUUUCAAGAAUUCAUCAAAAGCUGCCCAGAACCCAUCUCCUUGGGGUGCCAGUGGAAAGAGCACAGGAACUCCAUCACCCAUGUCCCCUAGCCCUUCUCCAGUCAGCUCUGUAGGAUCCCAGGGGAGCACAGGGGCCCCUUCCCCGUCUCCUAUCAUCAGCAUCCCGCAGCGCAUUCAUCAGAUGGCCGCCAACCACGUCAGCAUCACCAACAGCAUCCUGCACAGCUAUGACUACUGGGAGAUGGCUGACAACCUGGCUAAGGAGAACAGAGAUUUUUUUAACGACUUGGAUGCAUUGAUGGGACCUAUCACCUUGCACAGCAGUAUGGAGCAUUUAGUUCAGUACACUCAACAAGGACUUCACUGGGUGCGGAAUAGCGCUCACUUGUCAUAAUGACUGUGUGCCAUUCACAUGGACAGUAUACCUUUCAUGGAUAAUUCAGUUAUUCUGGACACUGUGCUACAGAAAUAGUCAACCACAGCAUUGAUCCAAACAAAGGUGAAUAUUUCUUCAAUAUUGAGCAAAAUUUUUCUGAGUGUAGACAUGUGUGUGUGCAUAUGUACAAUAUACAAUGAUGUCUCUUCAGAAUGAAUUGUUCUGUACCACUCUCCAAACAUUUUCAUACACUAGAAAUACUGGAAAGAACUGAUCUUAAUGCACAAAACAUACCCUUUCUAUUCUUGUGCUGAAAAACUCAGAAACCAAAAUCUUAUGGGUUGAUUGAACCAAGUGCAAUAAGCACAGAUCCCUAUUCAGGAAAGCUCUCAAUAGGUUGUUAACUUUAAGCUUGUACUGAAAUCCUCUUGACUUCAGCAGAGUUUAAGCACAUACACAAGGGCUUUCCUGAACUGGAAUGAACGGGGGCAAAUCGUAGACAUGGAGAACUUUUACUGUGAACAUGGACACAUCACAGAAGUUUCAAUAUUAAUGUGCCAUCUCCCUGUUACUUCCCCACUGGGGCACACAGAGGAGUUGUGUAGUCCGCAUUAAGUUGG
Molecule: messenger RNA, 4133 nt
Organism: Nipponia nippon (crested ibis)
Lineage: Eukaryota; Metazoa; Chordata; Aves; Pelecaniformes; Threskiornithidae
Source: RefSeq, a predicted model, not a curated record